Molecule: messenger RNA, 6713 nt
Organism: Drosophila busckii
Lineage: Eukaryota; Metazoa; Arthropoda; Insecta; Diptera; Drosophilidae
Gene: zye
Product: mucin-2
Exons: 4
Source: RefSeq, a predicted model, not a curated record
UGACAAUCUGCUAAAAUGGUCAAAGCUGGCCAUAUUAUAUUCUUGACUCAGCUUUUGGUCAUUGCACAUGCCAUAGACCUGAGCCAAUUCGAGGACUAUACUGAUAAUGAGGUUCAACCAAUCGAAACGGCUCUGAGCUUUCCCAGAGUAUCGAGGAAAGCCUCUUCAGUUGUUGGCCACAUUGAGAAAAUCGAUGUCAAAUGUGAUGCCGCCAAUGGCAUGAUAGUCGAAGUCGAAUUUACUGACCUAUUCAAUGGCAUCAUUUACAGUCAAGGUUAUUACACCGAUCCUAAGUGCAAAUAUGUUAAUGCCGGUGCUAACCAACGUAAUUUUGUAUUUAAAGUGCCCUAUGAAGGCUGUGGCAGCAAGCCAUCUUGCGCACUUUGUGCAUCAGUUGAUAAUAUCCUAAUCAUACAGAAUGAAGAUAAUAUUCAAGAUGGCUGGGAUACAGCUAGGAAAAUCACUUGCAGUCGCGGAGAUGAGCAUGAAAAAACUGUUUAUUUCAGACCCUUUGUUGUUGAUAUGCUGGAGGUAGUAUCGGUGGAAACACCAAGUGGACCAGUAGAAUGCUGGAUGGAUAUUGGAGUUGGCAUCCCUCCGAACAUAAAGCCAAUCAAUUACACUCUCAAGCUAGGCACUGAUAUUACGUUUACCAUAAAUGUUAAACAAAUGACACAAACUUGGGACAUAAAUAUUCUUCAAUGCUAUGCUUCGGAUGAUCCAAACUUUGAUGCGUCUACUACAAAAAAGAUACAACUUUCUGAUAAAAAUGGUUGCUCAAUAAAGCAUAAGCUUUUUGGAGAAUGGACAAAGUUUGAGUCAACUCCAACCAAAACAGUUACGUAUUACAAUACACUUAAAGCUUUCAAGUUUCCAGACCGCUCUCAGGUUUAUUUGAAAUGUGAUAUUGAACUAUGUAAUGGAGCUUGUAAAAGAGAUUAUAUAUGUGGAGAAUCAAUACAAGAGCUAUGUUAUUCUGGAUCAACUGAUCCACGUUGUUCCCAAGAGCAAAAAACGUCUAAACCUCCUCGAUGCUAUCCUGGCUCGUCAGAUCCCGAUUGCCAGCCUGCAACUUACUUCCCACCAACAACGGUUCGAGCAACAGUAACGACAUCACGGCCUGGAUGCUUUCCGGGGUCAACUGAUCCUCGUUGCCCACAGGAACCGAAAACUACUUCCGCUCCAAGAUGUUAUCCUGGAUCGAGCGACCCGCGUUGUCCACAGGAACCUAGGACGACUACAGGUCGGCCAACAAUAGCGACAUCUAGACCCAGAUGCUUCCCUGGAUCAUCUGAUCCUCGCUGCCCACAAGAGCCAAAAACGACUUCUGCUCCAAGAUGUUAUCCUGGCUCAUCAGAUCCCGAUUGCCAACCUGCAACUUACCUGCCACCAACUACAGUGCGGCCAAUCAUAUCGACAUCCAAGCCUAAAUGCUUCCCUGGAUCAACUGAUCCUCGUUGCCCACAGGAACCGAAAACUACUUCCGCUCCAAGGUGUUAUCCUGGAUCGAGCGACCCGCGUUGUCAACAGGAACCUAGGACGACUACAGGUCGGCCAACAAUAACGACAUCAAAGCCCAGAUGCUUCCCAGGAUCAACUGAUCCACGCUGCCCACAAGAGCCAAAAACGACUUCUGCGCCAAGAUGUUAUCCAGGCUCAUCAGAUCCUGAUUGCAGCUGACAACUUAAUUCCACCACUACUGAACCAAAGACUACUACAGUUCGGACAACGAUAUCUAGGACCAGAUGCUUCCCUGGAUCAACUGAUCCUCGAUGCCCGCAAGAGCCAAAAACAACUUCUGCUCCAAGAUGUUAUCCUGGCUCGGAUGAUCCCCGUUGCCCAGCACAGCAAACCACUACAUCCUCUUCAAGUUGCUAUCCCGGAUCAACGAAUCCUGAAUGCAUUAAUUGCUACCCUGGAUCACCAGAUCCUAGAUGUCCGAAGAUACCAACUACAAGAAAACCAGGCUGUUUUGAUGGGUCAACAGAUCCAAAUUGCCAGCCAGCUACCUACUUGCCACCAAUUAAAACAACAAAAAUACCGCAAAUCGACGCGACAACAAAGAAACCGAAUUGCUACCCCGGAGCGACUGACCCUCGUUGCCCACAGGAGCCGAGAACAACUUCCGCUCCAAGGUGUUAUCCUGGAUCGAGCGACCCGCGUUGUCCACAGGAACCUAGGACGACUACAGGUCGGCCAACAAUAACGACAUCUAGACCCAGAUGCAUCCCUGGAUCAACUGAUCCUCGCUGCCCACAAGAGCCAAAAACGACUUCUGCUCCAAGAUGUUAUUCUGGCUCAUCAGAUCCCGAUUGCCAACCUGCAACUUACCUGCCACCAACUACAGUGCGGCCAAUCAUAACGACAUCCAAGCCUAGAUGCUUCCCUGGAUCAACUGAUCCUCGUUGCCCACAGGAACCGAAAACUACUUCCGCUCCAAGGUGUUAUCCUGGAUCGAGCGACCCGCGUUGUCCACAGGAACCUAGGACGACUACAGGUCGGCCAACAAUAACGACAUCAAAGCCCAGAUGCUUCCCAGGAUCAACUGAUCCACGCUGCCCACAAGAGCCGAAAACGACUUCUGCGCCAAGAUGUUAUCCAGGCUCAUCAGAUCCUGAUUGCCAGCCUGCAACUUACCUUCCACCCACUACUGUGCGGCCAACAAUAACGACAUCCAAGCCAAAAUGCUUCCCUGGCUCUAAUGAUCCUCGUUGCCCACAGGAGCCGAGAACAACUUCCGCUCCAAGAUGCUAUCCUGGAUCGAGUGAUCCACGUUGUCCAAAGGAACCAAAGACUACUACAGUUCGGCCAACAAUAACGACAUCUAGGACCAGAUGCUUCCCUGGAUCAACAGAUCCUCGCUGCCCGCAAGAGCCGAAAACAACUUCUGCUCCGAGAUGUUAUCCUGGCUCGGAUGAUCCCCGUUGCCCAGCACAGCAAACCACUACAUCCUCUCCAAGUUGCUAUCCCGGAUCAACGAAUCCUGAAUGUAUUAAUUGCUACCCUGGAUCACCAGAUCCUAGAUGUCCGAAGAUACCAACUACAAGAAAACCAGGCUGUUUUGAUGGGUCAGCAGAUCCAAAUUGCCAGCCAGCUACCUACUUGCCACCAAUUAAAACAACAAAAAUACCGCAAAUCGACGCGACAACAAAGAAACCGAAUUGCUACCCCGGAGCGACUGACCCUCGUUGCCCACAGGAGCCGAGAACAACUUCCGCUCCAAGGUGUUAUCCUGGAUCGAGCGACCCGCGUUGUCCACAGGAACCUAGGACGACUACAGGUCGGCCAACAAUAACGACAUCAAAGCCCAGAUGCUUCCCAGGAUCAACUGAUCCACGCUGCCCACAAGAGCCGAAAACGACUUCUGCUCCAAGAUGUUAUCCUGGCUCAUCAGAUCCCGAUUGCCAACCUGCAACUUACCUGCCACCAACUACAGUGCGGCCAAUCAUAACGACAUCCAAGCCUAGAUGCUUCCCUGGAUCAACUGAUCCUCGUUGCCCACAAGAACCGAAAACUACUUCCGCUCCAAGGUGUUAUCCUGGAUCGAGCGACCCGCGUUGUCCACAGCAACCUAGGACGACUACAGGUCGGCCAACAAUAACGACAUCUAGACCCAGAUGCUUCCCUGGAUCAACUGAUCCUCGCUGCCCACAAGAGCCGAAAACGACCUCUGCGCCAAGAUGUUAUCCUGGCUCAUCAGAUCCCGAUUGCAAACCUGCAACUUACCUGCCACCAACUACAGUGCGGCCAAUCACAACGACAUCCAAGCCUAGAUGCCUCCCUGGAUCAACUGAUCCUCGUUGCCCACAGGAACCAAAAACUACUACCGCUCCAAGAUGCUACCCUGGAUCGAGCGACCAGCGUUGUCCCCAGGAACCUAAGACUACUACAGUUCGGCCAACAAUAACGACAUCAAGGCCCAGAUGCUUCCCUGGAUCAACUGAUCCUCGCUGCCCGCAGGAGCCGAAAACAACUUCUGCUCCAAGAUGUUAUCCUGGCUCGGAUGAUCCCCGUUGCCCAGCACCGCAAACCACUACAUCCUCUCCAAGUUGCUAUCCCGGAUCAACGAAUCCUGAAUGCAAUAAUUGCUUCCCUGGAUCACCAGAUCCUAGAUGUCCGAAGAUACCAACUACAAGAAAACCAGGCUGCUUCGAUGGCGCAACAGAUCCAAAUUGCCAGCCAGCUACCUACUUGCCACCAAUUAAAACGACAAAAAUACCGCAAAUCGACGCGACAACAAAGAAACCAAAUUGUUACCCCGGAGCGAGUGACCCUCGUUGCCCACAAGAGCCGAGAACAACUUCCGCUCCAAGGUGUUAUCCUGGAUCGAGCGACCCGCGUUGUCCACAGGAACCUAGGACGACUACAGGUCGGCCAACAAUAACGACAUCAAAGCCCAGAUGCUUCCCAGGAUCAACUGAUCCACGCUGCCCACAAGAGCCGAAAACGACUUCUGCUCCAAGAUGUUAUCCUGGCUCAUCAGAUCCCGAUUGCCAACCUGCAACUUACCUGCCACCAACUACAGUGCGGCCAAUCAUAACGACAUCCAAGCCUAGAUGCUUCCCUGGAUCAACUGAUCCUCGUUGCCCACAGGAACCGAAAACUACUUCCGCUCCAAGGUGUUUUUCUGGAUCGAGCGACCCACGUUGUCCACAGGAACCUAGGACGACUACAGGUCGGCCAACAAUAACGACAUCAAAGCCCAGAUGCUUCCCAGGAUCAACUGAUCCACGCUGCCCACAAGAGCCGAAAACGACUUCUGCUCCAAGAUGUUAUCCUGGCUCAUCAGAUCCCGAUUGCCAACCUGCAACUUACCUGCCACCAACUACAGUGCGGCCAAUCAUAACGACAUCCAAGCCUAGAUGCUUCCCUGGAUCAACUGAUCCUCGUUGCCCACAGGAACCGAAAACUACUUCCGCUCCAAGGUGUUAUCCUGGAUCGAGCGACCCACGUUGUCCACAGGAACCUAGGACGACUACAGUUCGGCCAACAAUAACGACAUCUAGACCCAGAUGCUUCCCUGGAUCAACUGAUCCUCGCUGCCCACAAGAGCCGAAAACGACUUCUGCGCCAAGAUGUUAUCCAGGCUCAUCAGAUCCCGAUUGCCAACCUGCAACUUACCUGCCACCAACUACAGUGCGGCCAAUCACAACGACAUCCAAGCCUAGAUGCUUCCCUGGAUCAACUGAUCCUCGUUGCCCACAGGAACCAAAAACUACUUCCGCUCCAAAAUGCUACCCUGGAUCGAGCGACCCGCGUUGUCCACAGCAACCUAAGACUACUACAGUUCGGCCAACAAUAACGACAUCAAGGCCCAGAUGCUUCCCUGGAUCAACUGAUCCUCGCUGCCCGCAAGAGCCGAAAACAACUUCUGCUCCAAGAUGUUAUCCUGGCUCGGAUGAUCCCCGUUGCCCAGCACCGCAAACCACUACAUCCUCUCCAAGUUGCUAUCCCGGAUCAACGAAUCCUGAAUGCAUUAAUUGCUUCCCUGGAUCACCAGAUCCUAGAUGUCCGAAGAUACCAACUACAAGAAAACCAGGCUGCUUCGAUGGCUCAACAGAUCCAAAUUGCCAGCCAGCAACCUACUUGCCACCAAUUAAAACGACAAAAAUACCGCAAAUCGACGCGACAACAAAGAAACCAAAUUGCUACCCCGGAGCGAGUGACCCUCGUUGCCCACAAGAGCCGAGAACAACUUCCGCUCCAAGGUGUUAUCCUGGAUCGAGCGACCCGCGUUGUCCACAGGAACCUAGGACGACUACAGGUCGGCCAACAAUAACGACAUCUAGACCCAGAUGCAUUCCUGGAUCAACUGAUCCUCGCUGCCCACAAGAGCCAAAAACGACUUCUGCUCCAAGAUGUUAUUCUGGCUCAUCAGAUCCCGAUUGCCAACCUGCAACUUACCUGCCACCAACUACAGUGCGGCCAAUCAUAACGACAUCUAAGCCUAGAUGCUUCCCCGGAUCAACUGAUCCUCGUUGCCCACAGGAACCGAAAACUACUUCUUCUCCAAAAUGUUAUGUUGGUUCAUCUGAUCCGCGUUGUCCACAAAGUCUAACAACUUCUGCAUCAAUACCAGAAACAACGCCAGUAUAUUGUUACCCAGGAUCUGUAGAUCCUCGCUGCCCUGAUACAUAUAAGGGUUCAACACCUAUUCCGGCUACAUAUUUACCGCCUCUAAGCAAUCCCGGCUAUGACAGGACAAUUCGAAACGCAAAAAGCCAACUUUUUAAUGAGAUCAACAAGUUAGCUCACACUGAUAACAAUGUUUUUGAGCUGGAAGACGAUGAAGAAGAUGUCUUAAGCAGAAAUAAACGCGAUGUAGAUAGCGUUGAUAUAAGCCCAUUGGGAUCUGCGGACCUAAGAGAAGAUCUUUUGUCCAGAAAAAUAAUUAAACGUGAAUUCAAUGAGAGGCCCCCAGAAAAGGAAGUUAUAUCGCUUACUCUCGGCAUUCGAACUGCGAUAACCGUCAAUUAAAGAAUGCUACCUUUUUGUAAAAAAAAACGUAUUACGACUAAAAACAUAUUUAUAUAUUACUGCAACUAUUAAACUUAAUAUAAUAUACUCAACUACAUGUGGUUGUAGCAGAGCGUAUGUAGUACAAUAAGAAGGUUGUAACAAUUGAUCUAUGCAAUUGAUACAUUGCAAAUUAGUACUUGGGUGCCAGAUGAAAUAUUUAAUUGCGUAAUUUAUCAUUUUUUCCAGAAUUCUUU